Saccostrea cuccullata (small rock oyster) is the source of this 2473-nucleotide messenger RNA. RefSeq names its product protein Wnt-4-like. The coding region runs from base 789 to 1853 and encodes 354 amino acids. The record is from RefSeq and is a predicted model, not a curated record. The transcript is spliced from 4 exons. Gene Ontology annotation, biological process: multicellular organism development; neuron differentiation; canonical Wnt signaling pathway. Lineage: Eukaryota; Metazoa; Mollusca; Bivalvia; Ostreida; Ostreidae. Gene Ontology annotation, cellular component: extracellular region. Gene Ontology annotation, molecular function: cytokine activity; frizzled binding.
UUUAAAACUAUCUACAGCUUGAACAAGCACAGUGAUAACAUAGUGAUGUUUUUAUUUUGAUUCUGAAAUUAAAUUAAAAAUAAAUUUAAUUUUCCAAGGAGUAAACUGUCAUAAGGGUUUCCUUCGUGUUCAGUAACUGGCAGUCUCAUGGGCGGGCAUGUCGACGUGAAAUAAUCAGCAUUACUUAAUAUUCUGUCGAUAUUUCCAAGGAUCUGUGACGGUUCAUGAUCAUUUAUUUAUCAAAAGGAAACCGACCAAUCAAAAUCCACGCUCGUCAAAUUGAUUUCAUUCAUAUUCCCAGCGCGGCAGAGUGUCUGACGAAUUCUACUAUUUGCUAGUUUUAUUGUCACCCGGACUUUAAAAAACAUGUGAAAAGUUUGGAAUUAUUUUUAUAUUCUACCUAAGGAUAUACAAAUUUUACACGUACACGCUAAUUAUCGGGCGGCCACUUUGAUCUCCCGGCAACGUGAUCGCAAUCAAAAAGACACCUCCAUAGAUAAUUUGAUUCCAUGUCUUUUUAAUUUAUGGCGUAGGAAAUUUUACUUUUGAGGUAAAAUGUGAAAAGAAAAUCGGAAAUAAUGUCUUAGGCGCAAUAAAUAAUAUCACCGACAAGACUUUGUAUUUUGAACCAUUGGCUAGCUGGACUGACUUUUAAUUAUUUUAGUUUCAACGCCUAUAGACAAGAGUGUGUUUUGUUGCAAUGUGUGAUAAUAGAUAAAAAGUGUUAGGUCUGUAAUCAUCUGGAAAUCUUGGACUUUUGUUUGCGCUUUGACGUUCAGCAUAAGGAGAUGAAGAAUCCCGAAGUGUCCUGUAUAUUGAUCUACCUCUUCUCUGGAUUUUACCUUGUUCAGGCCUCAUGGUGGUACCUAGGUAUUAUUGGAUCGGUUCGACCAACCAUGAGAGAACUGCUGACGUCAGAUACGGAAGUGACGGAUUGUGCUAAUAUGAACUUCCUGUCGGAAGAACAGCGGAAGUUGUGUGGACAGGAACGCCGUCUUCCGAGGGUUAUUAGUGAGGGAGCUUCAUUAGGAAUCAGUGAAUGUAAACAUCAGUUUGGAAAUCGCCGGUGGAACUGUUCAACAUAUAACUCUACAGACGUUUUUGGGGGAAUUCUUAAAAAGAAAAUUCGAGAAAAAGCCUAUAUUUACGCUAUCUCCUCAGCGGGAAUAAUGUACAGUAUCACACGAUCCUGUGCGAAAGGAGAGCUAGACAACUGUGGUUGUGACAUGAAAGUCAGACGGAAAGAUACACAAGGACAAUUUGAAUGGGGUGGAUGCUCCGAAAACACUAAAUAUGGCGCCAAGUUUUCCCGGAAAUUCGUGGACACAAAGGAAUCCUCCAAAACGUCAACUUCCUUAAUGAACUUGUGGAAUAAUGAAGCAGGAAGGAAGGCAGUAAAGAUGAAGAUGGACCUCGUUUGUAAAUGUCACGGAGUAUCUGGAUCAUGUUCAAUUAGAAUCUGUUGGCAGAAAAUGAAGGAAUUCCGAUCUAUUGGAGCAUUUUUGAAGGAAAAAUUUGACGGUGCGAGCUUGGUGAAAUAUAACAAAGCAAAAAAUAAAUUAAAAAGAAUUAGUAAAAAUAUGAAAAAACCAACGAAAAAAGACCUUGUGUAUUUAGAGGAAUCUCCCGAUUUCUGUGAUUUUCAUCCUAAAUCUGGGUCACUAGGAACCAAAGGGAGACAAUGCAUAAAAGACGGUUACGGAUUGGAUGGGUGUAAUUUAAUGUGUUGUGGGCGUGGUUACUAUACAACUGUCGAGGACAUUCGGGAGGAUUGUGACUGUAAAUUUGUGUGGUGUUGUCGUGUAGACUGUAAAACGUGCACACAUAAAGUCGAAAAGCAUUUCUGCAACUGAGGAAAAUGGACAGGAAUUCCAAAAAACUCCUAGUAUUUUGAUGAUUUUGAAAUAAACUUACCGGUUCCUUCAGCAGAUUCUCAUGGAGACAGGGCCAAGGAAGAGGACAGGGGAGGUAAUCUGAGACAGUGCGCUUCCAGACUCACAGAAAACAUUAAACAUUUCUACUACAGCUGUAUAUUUACACUGCGGCAGAUGGACAUUCUUGAGAAUGUGUGUUUCUUUUCCAGAAUUCGGAGGAUAACCGUAUUGAAUUCUCAGUAUAGAGCCUUUUCACUGAAACUUACAAACAAUAAAAGAAGUGAAUAAAUGCUUUUGCAGAGUUCAAAAUACCAAUCUUCGAAAAACUCGCUUGCUUUGAGUGACAUAAAAAGAACAUGUGAGUAGUUGAUCAGGUUCUGUGUUUUUAACAGACUAAGCAGACGGCUUAGAAAACUUUGACGCGUAUUGGAGUGUCUCGCUUAACACAGGUGACGUCAUUAAACAGAAUUUUGACCACGGGUACUAACUAUAUUUAUUAUUAUAUCUUUUAUAUGCUAUUCUAUUUCCUGUGGUGUGCAUUUGUUUUGUUAUAUUUUUGUGGUUUUAUUACAUAACAUUUAUCUAUAUAAUACUUCGUU